Messenger RNA from Fopius arisanus, 1676 nucleotides. RefSeq names its product serine/threonine-protein kinase 16. The transcript is spliced from 4 exons. NCBI's taxonomy places the organism in Eukaryota, Metazoa, Arthropoda, Insecta, Hymenoptera, Braconidae. Gene Ontology annotation, molecular function: ATP binding; protein serine/threonine kinase activity. Gene Ontology annotation, biological process: protein phosphorylation. The record is from RefSeq and is a predicted model, not a curated record. Gene Ontology annotation, cellular component: cytoplasm; Golgi apparatus. The coding region runs from base 125 to 1081 and encodes 318 amino acids.
ACUGUACUAUCAUUUUUAGUAUUUUUGACGUAUGCCAAGCAGUCUCCUUAUUUUUCUUCCUCUUAAUUUGUGAAUAAUCCGUGUGAAUUAAUUAAUGGGGCAUUAAUGAGAGAAUGAGGUGAUCAUGAAUAGUCUGGGACUGAGUCUGAUACUUAGAAUGGGGUGCUUGUGCUCCAAGGAAACAAUUACUGUCAACUCCACCAAGUACAGGGUUUUGGAACAUCUUGGAGAAGGGGGCUUCAGCACAGUUUAUCUAGUGGAAGAUAUCGAGAGUCACAAGAAAUAUGCGAUAAAAAAGAUAAUUUGUCAUGGGCCUGAGGAUCAGCAUGCGGCCGCCAAAGAGAUCGAGUGCCACUCAAUGCUGAGGCAUCCAAAUAUUAUUCCUCUAAUUGAUUCAGCUCAAAACGGACUCGCCGAUCCCCUCAUCAACUCAACAGGAGAAGUCCUGCUGGUUCUGCCUUACUAUCACAGGGGAACACUGGCCCAAGAAUUAGAGAGAAGAUCCAAGAACUCAAAUUACCUCACUCCCCUGGAGAUUCUCAAUCUAUUUCUUCAGAUUUGCGAGGGUGUUAGAGCCUUCCACGAGGUAAAACCUGAGCCCCUGGCACACAGAGACCUCAAGACGGCGAAUAUUGUAAUGGGAGAUGGCAUGACCCCAGUGAUAAUGGACCUGGGCUCUGUUGCUCCAGCUAGGGUCAAGGUUUGUGGGGCUCAGGAUGCUCAGUCCCUUCAGGAUGUAGCUGCCGAGAGGUGCUCAAUGCCCUACAGAGCACCAGAACUUUUCAACGUCGAAAGCUACUGUAUGGUAGAUGAGAGAACUGAUAUCUGGGCCCUCGGAUGUAUUCUCUACGCCCUUUGCUAUUUUAAAUCACCAUUUGAUGCUGUUUAUGAACGAGGAGACAGCGUCGCUCUUGCUGUGAUCAGUGCUAAUGUCACUUUUCCCGAAAACGCACCUUAUAGUGAGGAAAUGCAGAAUUUGAUUCUCUCGAUGUUAAAGACGAAUCCCAUGGAGAGACCCUAUAUUUAUAGUGUAAUUGAAAGUAUUCACGACGGAAUAGCGAAAAUCGAGGGACGUGUUUGAUCAGCAACAACAUUUUUUAUUAUUUACUAUUACACAUAUGUAGAAAAUUAAUAGAAAGAAAUUAAUUUUAUUCAUGGCAUGGAUAAUUCUUCAGUGGAUCUAUCAAACGCAUUUGAAAAUUUCAUCGCUGAGGGUUAUAAUUUCGAUGUUGAAUUGCGCUUUAAAUUAUUUUGUUUUCAAUUAUCCACUGAUUGCAUUAAUGCCACAAUUAUUAGAUCACUUACUCUAUUUGUAAAAGUACGUAAUUAAUGGAAAGAUAUUCUUUCCACAUUCCGACCAAAAUCAUUAAUAUUUUGUAAAGAGAAUUAUAAUGUGCAACGAAUCCAUCUGCAUUUAUUGUAUAUUGUAUAGAUAAUUCAACACACGUGUAUUAGCGACUGAUUAAACGAUUAAUCGACUCUUCGUAACGAUUGAAGAGAAACAUUUGGCAAUUAUCGGUGUAGAUUAUAUAUUCGAAGCAUUUAUUAAUGUAACUCAACAUUCCUAUGAAUUAUCAGUUAUUGUAAAAGAAAUAUUUUAAUAUGGAGUACGAGUAUUGUUAAAGAAAUCAGAGGGAUUUAUACCAUCGGAAAUAAAAAAGUGAAUAUGAAUUAAA